AUGGUACUGUCAGAUGACCCUAUUGUCGUCAAGACCACGGAAGGAAGCGUGCGCGGCCGACGUGAAAAUGUUUUAGGCAGAGACAUAGAAAUAUUCCUCGGAAUUCCGUACGCCGCGCCGCCCGUCGGAGAACUUCGGUUCCUCAAGCCUGUGCCGGCAUCCCCGUGGGAAAAUGUUUACGACGCAACGACCGUCAAAGAUUCCUCGUCAGAGACGACGAAACUGCCGGUCCUAGUGUGGUUUCACGGCGGAUUUUUCAAAACUGGAUCGUCAUUCGAGACCUCAUACAACGCUGCACCCUUGGCCGCACUCAACGAUGUAGUCGUCGUGUCCUGUAAUUUUCGCUUGGGAAUGUUUGGGUUUUUCGACGCAAACAACAAAGGGGCGCCCGGAAACGUUGGCCUCUGGGAUCAGGCGAUGGUGAUGAAAUGGGUUCAGCGAAACGUCAGAGCCUUUGGCGGAGAUCCCGAACUCGUUACGUUGUUCGGUGAGAGCUCCGGGUCAAUGGCUAUUCACUUACAUCUCAUGUCAGCCUUUAGCGCCGGCCUCUUUCGUCGCGCGUUCUUUAUAAGCGGUACUGAGAGCACCGACGCGGACGUCGACUCGGUUGACGAAAGCAUCCGAACUGGCAAUGCCAUCGUCGAAGCGCUCGGAUGUGCGAAUCCUUUGCAGAACCUGACUUCGCAUCCGGAUGAAGUGCUGCAGUGCCUACGCAAUUCGUCAGCCAGCAACAUCGCUGAAGCCACGGAAAAUGUCACGUCGCCGAGUAGGUUAGCAUUUCUACCAACGUUCAAUACAGAACUUGUCCCGUACUUGCCUUCGGUUGCUACUGAAAAGGGGCUCUUUCGUGUCGCCGAUGCGAUGGUUUCUGUAGUCAAGAAUGAGGGCGCAGUUACCUUCGUCAUGCAAUCCAACAAGGACCUCCUUCUAGACAACCUGUCGGGUUACGACUGGGAGGAAUUCGUACAAGACGUCGAAGCUUUACUAGGGGAAUUUGUCAAAAAAAGUAUUUUUCCCAUAGCCCUCGACUACUUGGAGAAUGCCCAGGCGAAAGAGAAGUCAGCGUACAGACAGGCAGCAGCAGACUUCGUGGGAAAGAAUCACUUGUACUGUCCCAGCAGGGUGUUUAGUGAGAAUUACUCGGCUAGAAAUGGUAAAAUUUACGGCAUGGUAUUCGCACAUCGAUCUCGUAAGUCUAAACUCCCAAAGUGGACUGAAGUGACACACAGGACAGAGAUUCCAUACUUCUUCGGAAUACCCUUCUUGGACUCUGUUAACUACGAUGAAGAAGACCGACAGGUUAGCGCAGAGGCCAUGAGGAUGCUGACUUCAUUUGCUCGAGAUGGGUAA
This is a messenger RNA of Rhipicephalus sanguineus (brown dog tick), 1350 nucleotides long. Its product is annotated as cholinesterase-like. The record is from RefSeq and is a predicted model, not a curated record. Gene Ontology annotation, biological process: acetylcholine catabolic process; choline metabolic process. Gene Ontology annotation, molecular function: acetylcholinesterase activity. NCBI's taxonomy places the organism in Eukaryota, Metazoa, Arthropoda, Arachnida, Ixodida, Ixodidae. Gene Ontology annotation, cellular component: plasma membrane. Bases 1 to 1350 code for a protein of 449 amino acids. The transcript has 3 exons.